Messenger RNA from Wickerhamiella sorbophila, 2295 nucleotides. Its product is annotated as Cutinase transcription factor 1 alpha. The coding region runs from base 1 to 2295 and encodes 764 amino acids. Gene Ontology annotation, biological process: DNA-templated transcription; regulation of DNA-templated transcription. Gene Ontology annotation, molecular function: DNA binding; zinc ion binding; DNA-binding transcription factor activity, RNA polymerase II-specific. The transcript has a single exon. The record is from RefSeq and is a predicted model, not a curated record. NCBI's taxonomy places the organism in Eukaryota, Fungi, Ascomycota, Dipodascomycetes, Dipodascales, Trichomonascaceae.
AUGCCAUCUUCAAGGGUGAAAGUAGAGUCUGGGUCCAAGGGCUCUGAGUCUAGUCGCGGCGAAUCAGACAGCCCAAGCCAGCGGGCGACGCAAUUUCGCCGCGCACGAUCCCGCGCCACGCGUGCCUGUGAGGUGUGCCACUCCAGAAAAGUGCGCUGCGAUGUUAUGAUUCACCAGCCGUGCACCAAUUGUAUUGCCUUCGGCUGCGAAUGCCGCAUUCCUGAAAACAAGAGCCGCAAAUCGGCGAGUUCAGGCGGACGAGACGCCAGAAUGUCACCAAGUCGUAACGGCGCGGCUGACGGUGAUAUUUCGUCUCGGCCACCUGGAUCGGCUGGUAGUGCGGCGUCCACGGCCACCUCGACCCCAGGGGGAAUUAUCGACACAAAAAGCGACCGCAAAGGUGACGUAUCCUUUUUGGGGGCAACCUCUCAUUUCAACCUCAUUGCUCCAGAUGCCAACGAUCAAACAACUUACGCUCGUCUGAUCGAGCAGCUCUUAGGCACCUCCAGUGUACUUGGCCAGCUGGAUCAGGAAGAUAUCACCGUGUUGAAGAUCCGAGGUGCCUUCUUAUUACCCGCCCAAGACGUUAGCGAUGCCCUCGUAGAGACGUUUUUUGAGAAAAUACAUCCGACAUUGCCGGUGAUUAACAAGACCGAGUUCUUGAAACAAUACUAUUCUCGCGACCACCAGCCACCGUUGUUGUUGAAGCAGGCCUUGUUUUGUGCUGCCAGCCGCGCGUGCCGACAUCCCGCGUUGCUAGACUCAAAUGGCCUGCCUGAGGUGGCUACCUUGACGUUCUACAAACGGGCCAGAGCCCUGUUCGAGGUCGAUUAUGAAACUGACCGCGUAGUUUCAGUCAAAGCUGCACUGCUUCUGUCCCUCAGUGUUGACGGUCCGGAGCAGAUCAAACACAAUGGCUAUUACUGGUCCAGAAUGGCAAUCACGUUGGCUCAAAGUGUCGGCCUUCAUUUAUGGAUGUCGGCCCCCCAGCGUUCGGUAAUUGGGGCGAGAAUGUGCAAGCGUAUCUUCUGGUCUAUGUUUGUACGUGAUCGCACCACGGCUGUAGCCUACGGCAGACCCAUGAUGCUGAACCUUGAAGAUAGUGAUAUGCCAAUGAUUGUUGCUGAGGACUUUGACGAAAGCGAUUCAGGUGCACCUUCAAAAUAUCCGCCUAACGAGGAACAUGUGCAGUAUUUUAUUUCUCUGGUCAAACUAAACGAAAUCAUGGGUAUGGUACAGCGCCAGCAAUACACAGUUGGUGCGGAGCGUAUGCAGAUGCUCGAUCGUAUGCCAGAUGUUUCUCAAUGUGACAUUGCUCUAGCCUCAUGGAUCAAUCAUUUGCCGUCAUGUUUACGAUAUUCGAUUCGCGAAGUCGAAAACCACAAAGUGCUACAGGCCAAUCUUUACCUCGCAUACUACACGGUAUUGUGCCUGGCUCACCGACCGCAGGUGGUACACUUUUCCAAAAGCCGAGGUGAGUACCCCUCUUGGGGAAUCGCCUUUCAGGCGGCACAUAUGAUUGUUCGCAUUCUUGAGAAUAUUCGCAAACACAAAGAGAUGCAUCUUAUGCCAUCGUUCACCGUCUAUGUAUGCUUCAGUGCGGUAAUUCUUCUCUUUUACCAGUCGGAAACCAGUCGCACCGAAGUGGUCGCGUCCGCUCAAGCAGCUUUGGCAAGUUUGAUGCAAAGCUUAGACGAACUCGCCAAAUAUUCUUCGACGGCCCAGAGAAUCGCUAAGCUUUCCGGUUAUAUCAAGAACAAUACCGAAACCAAGAACCGUUUCCUGAGAUCGUUCCGCAAACGCAAGCGAGGCGAAACCGAGCUUAUGAACAGCGAACGUGAAGUGCUUGAACAGGUCAACUCCAAGCCUAGCCUUCCCUCGUCCGCUAAUAACAUGCCUGUUCGUGAGCCAUCAGCAGGCACUCCAGAAUCCUUACUGCCAACUGGAACCACGCCACGCUUUGAGUCCACCUCACCCAGAGGUAGUCCUGGCUUUGAACAAGAUUCCCAGAAACUUGCUAUGGUCACUCAACAAGCUGCCCCCAUCCAAGAGGUCUUCCAGCCUGAACACCUAUUCCCUGAAGCUCCUGGAUCGGCCAACAGCUCGACAGACGUUGCAAAAGAGUUCUUCCUGCCCUUAUCUGGAGUUACUGCUGAUAUUAUGGAUGCUUUCAAUGUCAGCGAGGACACGGGCACCCACUCUAGCGACGAUAACUUUGGUGAGGCUCCGGAUACUUUGAGUAUGGGAGACUGGUACGAUUUUCUUAUGUCCAACCCAAAAGUGGGAGACCAAUGA